UCAGAAUGAAUCUUGGAGGAGUGGGCCAAACUCUGCUAUUUGAAGGUGAGCCUGACCAUCUCGUUCCAGCUGCAUCAGAGGUGCUUAUUGAGAGCAACCUCUUCCGGGUUGCAGGAAGGAUGAUAGCCCACUCCUUUUUGCAUAAUGGCCCCCAUGUCACCGGAUUAAGUCCUGCUGUUAUUCAUGUACUGUUCAAUGGGGACCCUGAAAUGGCAACAAUUGUUGUCGAGGACUGUCCUGAUCUGCACAUCAGGAGUAUUAUAACAAUGCUUGAACUUGAAGAACUUACUCAGGAACAGAAGGACACAGUGUCAGAUCUUUCCCUGUCUUGGGAUCUCCCAGCAGUCACUAAAACGAAUCAGAGGUGGCUACAUAACAAACUUCUAGUACACGCGGUCAUCGGGAGGACCAUGCGCCAAAUUAAACAGUUGAGAAAGGGAUUGAAAGAUGUGAUGCUAUGGCCCCUGCUGACAUCAAGGCCAGAUGUUGUCCCACUUCUUUUUCUGAAAAUGGCAGGAAUGCAGUUUGUACCCCAGAUGUUCCUAGACAAAAUCACAUGGCCUGUGGAGGACAGUGAUGAUGAAGAACUUGACAUUGAGUGCAAGUGCCGCAUCACUGGUUUUCUACGGAUGUUCAUUGAAACAGCUUCAUCAGAUACUCUGGCUCAGUUGCUGAAGUUCUGGGUCGGCUGGGAAAUGCUCCCUCCAGAACUCAAAGUGGAGUUUUCCGGGGGAACCUUCCCAUCAUCCUCCACAUGCUUUGAAACACUGAAGCUGCCAGCUCAUUACAACACCUACAAAGACUUUGAGGAAGCACUUGUUGCUGCCAUAGACAGUGCACACACUGGAUUUGCUCUUGUUUAAGUAUUUUCAGGCAAUGAUGUUGCUGUGCUUUUAUUCAGUAGAAAAAGGUCAAUUUGAGUGAAGUGAGUUCAGUGUUUUUCUAACAUUUCAAAUACAGUGCAGUAUUUUCUUUCCCUGAAAAUGACACUGCUUUGUUGUUGCUCUUCUGUCAACUGUUUGAUACUUCAGUGUGCAUCACCUUGCUGUCCUUGCCUGUUGUCAUUGGCUACAUGAGGUUGUUGAAAUAUCUCUUGAUGCUAGAAAAAUUGGUUUUAUUUGCAUUAAAACAGCAUAUUAUGAUUUCAGAUUUUUAUUGACAAAUCAAGUUAACUAAUUCAUGAGUGACAUUUGCACAAUAAAUAAAAUAAAAGGCCUGCUUAAGA
Messenger RNA from Labrus bergylta (ballan wrasse), 1225 nucleotides. NCBI's taxonomy places the organism in Eukaryota, Metazoa, Chordata, Actinopteri, Labriformes, Labridae. The record is from RefSeq and is a predicted model, not a curated record.